UCAUGACACCUCGACGACGAUCUCCAUCGGAGUUCGGUCAUGGAUGUCAAUGCCCUAGAAGGAUCGAUCCCGGACGGCGGUGGAGAUCCGAGGAGGGAGAGGUCGCCGGAGCAGUCGUCUUCCUUGGCGCCGGGGCCGGCUGGGUACCGUCUCUUUGAUCGUGAGCGGAGUAUUCACCAAAUCAUUGGAGGAGGCAAAGCUGCUGAUGUCAUCUUGUGGAAACGGUGGUGGGUCUCAUUUGGAAUAAUUGUUGUUGCUACUGUGGCAUGGAUUACAUUUGAAAGAUCAGGAUUGUCAUUCCUGACAAUUGUUUCUGAUGUCUUCCUGAUCUUGAUUGUGAUUCGAUUCGCUCAAGCAAACAGUGCUGGUUUUCUUGAUAAACAAGUUCAGCCAUUACCAGAAUUGGUAUUAUCAGAGGAAAUGGUAAACAAUGCUGCCGCUUCAUUUCGUGUUAAAGUGAACAAUAUGUUGCUCAUGGCACAUGAUAUCACUCUUGGAAAGGAUUUCAGGCUAUUCUUUAAGGUGGUGGUCUUCCUUUGGCUGCUAUCUGUAAUUGGUGGUCUUUUCUCAUUCUUCACUCUUGCAUAUAUUGGGACUAUCAUGUCGGCAACACUUCCUGCUUUGUAUAACAAAUACGAAGAGCAUGUAGACCGAUACGCAGGCCUUGUCCAUCAGAAAUUUUCAAAGCAUUACAAGGUGGUGGACGAGACCGUCAUUAGCAGGCUCCCUAAGCGCGUGUGGAAGACUAAAGACACGUGAUCAAAAUACUUUUUGAUCUUGGUUGCAUUUGCUGUAUGAAUUUCAAACCACUCUUUCAAACAUUUCUUGUUAUUUGUUCUAGCUUAGCAUGUUUGUACCUAUUAGGAUUAAGACAAAUGAGUUCCAAGGUUGGCAAUA
Dioscorea cayenensis subsp. rotundata (Guinea yam) is the source of this 897-nucleotide messenger RNA. Its product is annotated as reticulon-like protein B16. The record is from RefSeq and is a predicted model, not a curated record. The transcript has 5 exons. The coding region runs from base 40 to 759 and encodes 239 amino acids. NCBI's taxonomy places the organism in Eukaryota, Viridiplantae, Streptophyta, Magnoliopsida, Dioscoreales, Dioscoreaceae.